Messenger RNA from Trifolium pratense (red clover), 684 nucleotides. Its product is annotated as photosystem I reaction center subunit psaK, chloroplastic. Bases 224 to 619 code for a protein of 131 amino acids. The transcript is spliced from 3 exons. Gene Ontology annotation, biological process: photosynthesis. The record is from RefSeq and is a predicted model, not a curated record. Gene Ontology annotation, cellular component: photosystem I; membrane. NCBI's taxonomy places the organism in Eukaryota, Viridiplantae, Streptophyta, Magnoliopsida, Fabales, Fabaceae.
AGAUAAUGCCACGUUGGAAUAACAUAUCUAUGGCCAUCUAGUAUCAACAUUUUGAAGCCACAAAUUACUUAUGCGGAUGUCAUUAGCUUCUGUUUACAUGUUACAUCAUAAUAUCAUAACCUUCAAAAUAUUUCUGUGUGAGUUAAAGUGAAGCUCAAACAUAGCAAGAAAGGGUGUGAUUCAAAACAAAAGUUAAUUUUUCAUUUUCUCUCAGUUUGAACAAAUGGCAACUUCUAUGAUGACAACAACUUUCACUCAAUUCACUGGCCUUAGAUCACAAUUCAAAGGUUCUCCUGUGCAGGGUUUGGUUGCUGCCCAACCUAUGACAAGCCGCAGGGGGAAGGGCGCUUUGGGAGUUCGAUGUGACUUCAUUGGUUCAUCCACUAAUGUGAUUAUGGUGGCAUCUACAACCCUAAUGUUGUUUGCUGGAAGAUUUGGGUUGGCUCCUUCAGCAAACAGGAAAGCAACUGCAGGACUAAAGUUGGAGGCAAGGGACUCAGGCUUGCAGACUGGUGACCCAGCUGGGUUCACCCUUGCUGAUACUUUGGCAUGUGGAACUGUAGGACACAUCAUUGGUGUUGGUGUUGUUCUUGGUCUUAAGAACAUUGGUGCAAUUUAAAAAGGAAACUGUGAACUUGUGUUCUAUCUGUAAUAAGUUUUAAUGUCAUUUUAUUUUAAUCUCUA